AUGGAAAGAAGGCUUCUCAAUGCUUCUAAUGGCGGAUCUUUUCCCGAUAAGACCCCAACUGAGAUCCGAAAUCUAAUCAAGAACAUGGCUGAAGAUUCCAAACAUUCGAGCCAUGACGAAGAAUGGUAUACGGAUGCACCCCGGGGUGUAAAAGAAGUUCAAACUCCUCAGAUUGAAGCUCAAUUGUCCGAGCUCACGAAAGUAGUCAUGAUGUUGGCCAAAGACAAAGGUGUGCAGCCCACACCCCGCCCAUGCGGUAUUUGCACCCAAGUGGGGCAUCCAACCGAUAUUUGUCUACAACUUCAAGAGGAAGAUAAUGAAGAAGAGAAAGUCAUGGGAGGCUAUUCAGGGGCAAAUCAGAGAGGUUAUGAGCAACCAAGAGGUGAUCAUCGAUGGAACAAUAAUCAAGGGUGGGGAGGCAAUCAACAAGGGAAUUAUCAGCAAAAUCAAUCGCAUCAAUAUCAACUAAGACCACCAUUUCCUCAAAAUCAACAACGACCACCAUUCCAACCUCAAAAUUACCAACCAAGGCAUCCACAACAACCCCCUCCACAAGCAAGUUCUUCAAGUAUGUCCUUAGAGGACAUAGUAAAAAGCCUUGCUACAAGUACUCAAAGCUUUCAACAAGAAACCAAGGCAAGCAUAAAAAUCUUGGAGCAACAAGUAUCACAACUUGCUCAAUCCGUGAGUAAGAUGGAGUCGCAAGGCAAGCUACCCUCUCAAACGGAGAAGAACCCAAAACACAAUGCGUGUGCGAUUACACUAAGAGGUGGGAAAAGCUAUGAAAGUCCAAGGAUGUCGGAUGAAGAAGAAGAAGAGAAAGAGAUUGAGGUGGAAGAAGCUGUCAAAGAAGAGGAAAAGAAGAGUACUCCAAAGUCCAAGAAGCUAAUAGAAUCCGAAGUGAAAGUCACACCAGCUCCAUUUCCUUCAAGGCUGGUAAGCACCAAAAGAGAAAGGGAAGAUGACGAAAUCAUGGCCAUGUUUCGAAAGGUUGAAAUCAAUAUCCCUCUUUUAGAUGCCAUUACACAGAUUCCUAGAUAUGCUAUGUUCCUUAAGGAACUUUGCACAUCUAAGAAAAAGCUUAAAGGAAAUCAAACUGUGAAGGUUGGUGAAAAUAUCUCAGCCGUGUAA
Messenger RNA from Lactuca sativa (garden lettuce), 1131 nucleotides. RefSeq lists its product as uncharacterized. The record is from RefSeq and is a predicted model, not a curated record. NCBI's taxonomy places the organism in Eukaryota, Viridiplantae, Streptophyta, Magnoliopsida, Asterales, Asteraceae.